Podospora pseudocomata is the source of this 888-nucleotide messenger RNA. RefSeq lists its product as uncharacterized. The transcript is spliced from 3 exons. Lineage: Eukaryota; Fungi; Ascomycota; Sordariomycetes; Sordariales; Podosporaceae. The record is from RefSeq and is a predicted model, not a curated record. The coding region runs from base 1 to 888 and encodes 295 amino acids.
AUGGUGGCUUGCUGUAUGGCACAUUCCGCGCGGCGUGUGUCAGAGAGUAAGUCAAACACACAAAAGUCCAACGUUUAUGAUGAUGUAUAUAACAACCAAACUAGAUGCGUGUGGAAGAGCAGACGAGGUCCAAUUGACUUAAAUCAGGAGCUCGUCGACCCUCUGAUGAGUUUUAUCUCUCCCGGGUGGGAGAAGGUAUUCACCGACCUCGUGACCAAGCAUCUCGUGCCCCUUGCCGACGGCAUGAUCAUGGGGCUACGUGCUUUCAGCAAUCUCACAGCCGAGCGUGAGGUCCUCAACAAGCUGCCGGUGUUUUUUGCGGUGAGGCACCAGAUGACUCUCCUAGAGGGAAUCCUCCAGGACGUGCCGAAACUGAGCAAGCGUCUCAACGAUACACAAAAGUCUGCCAGUCGCAUGAUCGUCUCAACCAUCACGGAGAAUAUGAUACCAGCAUACCAAGCUUGCAAAGAGGAGAAAGUCGAGAAGACUUUGCUCGAGGGCUUGCGCGACUGCAGGGAGAGGGCUAUCGGAAAGGGCAGAGGGGUCGUUACGAAGACCGGCAGAGAAUUCAAGCGUGUGCUCUAUGUGGAGCACAGAAUCAAAGUCUCGGAGACUUCGAAGCGAGCCAUCGAAAACCUUCUGGCCACUGCCGAUCGAAGAUUCAAUGAGAUCUUGCAUGGCUCACCAUUGACACCAGGCACUGAGGUUCGGGAGAUGGACCGCUCGGCUGAGAAUGACGAUGGGUUUGAUCCAGCUCAGGACGAGCACCUGACAGCUCCACCUGCUGAUGGAGAUGCUGAUUCUUCUGACGAACAUGAUGAUGCAGAGGUCCAGGAUCAAGAGAUGUACGAUCUUCCAGUGAAGAACGAGGAGCAUGAUAAGGAGUGA